Messenger RNA from Helianthus annuus (common sunflower), 1549 nucleotides. Its product is annotated as kynurenine--oxoglutarate transaminase 1. Gene Ontology annotation, biological process: biosynthetic process. The record is from RefSeq and is a predicted model, not a curated record. The transcript is spliced from 9 exons. The coding region runs from base 273 to 1454 and encodes 393 amino acids. Lineage: Eukaryota; Viridiplantae; Streptophyta; Magnoliopsida; Asterales; Asteraceae. Gene Ontology annotation, molecular function: pyridoxal phosphate binding; L-kynurenine:2-oxoglutarate transaminase activity. Gene Ontology annotation, cellular component: cytoplasm.
CCCCCUACUAUGUAUUCCAACCUCAACCUCAACACGCAACUCUCUCCCUCAUCAUCUUUCAACAACGGGUACUUUUGACCCACUUAUCAACCGAAGGGCCAACAACAGUGUAGCCGCAAUGCCCACGUUACCCGAAUAGGGUACCCGAGGAUGCCCCGACCUAAAAUUUGUGGUCAAAGAAAGUCAAAGACCUGGCUUGACAUCUUGUAGUUACUAUUCCACACGACCUUCUUCUACGAUGAUAAGAUUUGAAUUGAAACUUGAAAAGCAAAAUGGAGGAAAAACUGUCAUCAAUUGCUAAAACCCUAAAACCUUCACCAAUCCAGCAGUUAUCGUUUCUAGCCGAACGUUGCAACGCCGUUAACCUCGCCGAAGGCUUCCCUGAUUUUCCGGCACCACCACUUAUCAAGGCCGCCGCCGUCUCCGCCAUCACAUCCGAUUUUAACCAAUACAGGCAUGUGCAGGGAAUUUGUGAUCUGCUUGUGGACAAAAUGAAGCAAAUGCACGGUUUAGAUGUCGACCCGUUAACGGAUAUUGCCAUUUGCUGUGGCCAGACCGAGGCAUUUGCUGCCACAAUGUUUGCUAUAAUUAACCCUGGUGAUGAAGUAAUACUGUUUGAUCCUUCUUUUGAAACAUACGCAACAUGUAUUUCAAUGGCUGGAGGAGUCCCUGUAUAUGUAGCCCUUGACCCGCCUUACUGGACUCUUGAUAAGGUCAAACUUUUGGAUGCUUUUACCGCCAAGACAAAGGCUUUAGUACUGAAUAGUCCUCAUAAUCCAACCGGAAAAGUUUUUAACAUGGGCGAGCUAGAGAUUAUUGCUGAAUGUUGCAGAACAAAGGAUUGCAUUGCAAUUACCGAUGAAGUUUAUGAGCAUAUAAUAUACGACAACGAACCGCAUAUAAGCCUUGCGUCUCUACCAGGAAUGCAAAAUAGGACCGUCAUAACGUCUUCCUUGUCUAAGACUUAUAGUGUAACCGGCUGGAGGGUUGGGUGGGCCAUAGGCCCAUCUUGCAUUGCAUCUGCGAUCCGAAACAUUCAUACUAAAGUUACCGAUUCUGCUCCUGCACCUUUUCAGGAAGCUGCGUUGACCGCGUUAAGGAGUCCACCAGAAUACUACAGAUCGUUGAGAAUGGAGUAUGAAUCGAAGAGAGAUUUCGUCUUCAAGUUGUUGUGCCGGAUGGGUUUUCAGGUGGAGUUUAAACCAUUGGGUUCGUUUUUCAUAUUUGCAACGAUUCCGGAGACUUGCAAACUUACUGACGUUGAGUUUGUGGAGCAAUUAAUAAAAGAAGCUGGCGUUGUUGCUGUUCCUGGAUGUGGUUUUUUUCACACGAAACAUGAUUACGAUAAUCGAUACAUCAGAUUUGCUUUCUGUAAGGAUGAUGCUACUUUGACCUCUGCUGCUCUCAAAAUGCGGCAACUUGUUGACGCAUCUGGGCGCCUCAGGUUUCUUUGAAUUCGUAUGAAUCAUAACCGUACAAAAAUGUAACAGAAAUAUGAGUUUGUCGGCAAGAAUAUUUCCAUUUUAUUAUUGAUAUUGUUAUCCACUAA